This is a messenger RNA of Fonsecaea erecta, 1704 nucleotides long. RefSeq lists its product as hypothetical. Gene Ontology annotation, cellular component: RNA polymerase III complex. The transcript has a single exon. Bases 1 to 1704 code for a protein of 567 amino acids. The record is from RefSeq and is a predicted model, not a curated record. Lineage: Eukaryota; Fungi; Ascomycota; Eurotiomycetes; Chaetothyriales; Herpotrichiellaceae. Gene Ontology annotation, biological process: transcription by RNA polymerase III. Gene Ontology annotation, molecular function: DNA binding.
AUGCCGGACGAAACACCCGCGACUCCUGCCACAACAAAUGCCCGAUCCACACCCCGUGGCGGCGCCGCAAGACCGAGACCUCGAGCAGGGAUCCAACGGAAGACCAAGGCUGAAAGAGAACAGUUCGCGAAAGAGGAAGCCGAAAGACAAAAGGCUCGAGCAGCUGAGCAAGGGGGUUCAAAUCGCGGUACAAGAGGAGGAAGAGGGAUCAGUCGUGGAGGCAGGGGAGGCACUGCAGCCGGCCAAAGAGAUGAGCCAGUAGCGGGCGGAGGCGUCUUUGGCGCAGGGUCCGGUACAAGGCUCCCCACCAAAUCUAGAACGAGUUAUGAAGGGUACGGUGAGCUGCUGGAGGGUGGUGUGCGAGGUGCCGAAGAUGGUCUCCAGGACGCUUCAGCAUCGGGGAGGGGUGCGGCAACAGGCCACAACGGGUCCGGUGCAGCAGGUACCUCCGCAGGUGGAAAAGGCGGUUCUUCAAGGACUGCAGGGGACCUUGUGAUGACUAUGGACGACGAGGUCGACCACGGGCAUAAACGAGACAUCGAGCGCAUCAUGAUCUCGAGCGAUGAAGACGACGAAGACAUUGUCACAUCAACUUCGAGAAAAGGGAAACAGAAGAUUACGGGCGACACAAAACAAGUGCCUGGUAGAGGGCUGGCUCUGCGCCCAGUCCGUGCGCCUCGAACUGUGAAAGUAGAGGAAGGCCAGGAGGGAGACCCUGCGCGCCUGCGCAGCAAGAAAAGUCGCACGGCUGCGGGCCUCAAAGUGGAUGCUGAGACGCAAGAGCUGGAUAGCAAAAGUGAACAGGAUGAGGACACCGAGGAGGUGGACAGUGAGUCCCUCCAGUUCAUCAAGGAGCAGCCCUCCAGUCCUGAAAUGCGGAAACGCACGCUGAAAAAGCAGCUCGCUGCUGGCAAAGUCGGGCGGGAAGUCAAGGGACCCGUAACCGAGACAGGCGAAGAGCGUGCAGAACGACUAAGAGCCAUGGAGGACGUUCAGAAACUAAGACAUUCAUUCGUGCCAGCACCGGCGACAGAUACUAAGAUGAAGGUCGACGAGGAGGACGAGAGCGCGCCGACGCGGGAGGCAAUGGACAGACUCCACGAUGGCCAGUUCUUCCUCUUCCAACUUCCUCCGCUCACGCCCUUCCUGGUCGAUUCCGCCACCACGCACACGGGCGAGCCACGAGUCAAAAUCGAACCCACCACGGCCGUCAGCCUCGACGCGCUUGAGGAACACACCGCAGGUGCCGCCAACACCACCAUCGGUCCCGAAAUCAAAGCCGACCCAGACGCGCCUGCGAAAGCGACGAAGCCAGACCUGCAGAUGGACGGCCUGCUCACGGCCUUGGAGCCGACGCGUCUGCCCGCCGGCAUCGUGGGGAAGCUCCGCGUCCACAGGUCCGGCAAGGUCACCUUGGACUGGGGCGGGACCGACAUGGAGGUCCGCUACGGCGCCGAGGUCGAUUUUCUGCAGGAUGUUGUUCUCGUGGAGCCCGGGCAGAAGCCAGAAGAGGUAACCCAGGGAGGAAACGGGGAGGGAGAGGACCAAAACGGCGACGUUAUCGGAGGCGGCAGUGGGGGUGGUGAUGGUGAUGAUGAAACGGCUCAGAAGGAGAAGAAGGACAUCAAGGGUACAGCGUACGCGUUGGGCCCAGUGAGGAGGAAGAUGGUCCUGAUCCCGGACUGGGUCAAGUUAUACGAUUGA